This is a messenger RNA of Staurois parvus, 429 nucleotides long. NCBI's taxonomy places the organism in Eukaryota, Metazoa, Chordata, Amphibia, Anura, Ranidae. The record is from the annotation of a GenBank genome assembly.
AUGCACUUUCUGUUCCCAUCUACAGGUGGUGCUCAUGAAGGUCUUCAACACUUGGGACCAUAUGGCAACAUCCCAAAUAUUGUGGCUGAACUGACAGGGGACAACAUUCCUAAAGAUUUCAGGGAAGAUAAAGGAUAUCCAAACCCUCCUAACCCAUGCCCUGUUGGAAAGACUGGUGAUGGUUGUUUGGAGAAUACACCAGACACAGCCCAGUUCAGCAAAGAAUACCAGCUGCACCAGAACCUAUAUGACCCAGAACACAACUAUCCAGGAGUAAAUAAGUGGAAUAAGAAGUUAUUGCUGGAGAAGAUUAAAGGGACAUCCCAGAGAAAGAAGAGGAUGGUGAAUCCAUACCUGCAGGGACAGAGACUGGACAAUGUUGUAGCCAAGAAGUCUGUUCCACAUUUCUCUGGUGAAGAAGAGGAAUAA